This is a messenger RNA of Penicillium cosmopolitanum, 294 nucleotides long. RefSeq lists its product as uncharacterized. The transcript is spliced from 2 exons. The record is from RefSeq and is a predicted model, not a curated record. Bases 1 to 294 code for a protein of 97 amino acids. NCBI's taxonomy places the organism in Eukaryota, Fungi, Ascomycota, Eurotiomycetes, Eurotiales, Aspergillaceae.
AUGGCUGCUGAGAUCGGGCUGGAAUUCCGGAUUGAUAGCCUUGCUCAGGUUUUCUACAACAUUCGCAACUAUUAUUCUUUGACAGCUGUGGUACAGGGUAUCCAGGCAAGUAGCUUACAAACAAAGUGCCCAACAAAGUACGGCAAGCUUGUCGACCCCACCGGUGGCUACCAAGCUUAUCGUAAGAACACGGCCGAGAGCCCUUCGCUGCAUCUUCUGUUACCAGCAUUGUCUGCAUUGGCGCACAAUGGUUUGAGCUCUGCAGGAGGUGUGUCAGGGGAUAUUGUACUAUAA